AUGUUUACUUGUGUGCUAAUACUGCUGACUUUUACUCAAGGUAACAGAGCUAAAGAUGUCAUCACCCCAUACAGUGAUGCAGCAUGUGCCACCGAGACUGAGACUGUGAAACUCUCUUGUAACUACACUGGUUCUGUUGAUAGUCUUCACUGGUAUCGACAAUAUGCAGGUUCACCACCACAGUUCCUCAUCCUGGAUUAUUCAGGAUAUGUUACUCAUGCUAAUCCUCCAGUUUCUGGAAUAUCCAUCAGUCACAGAAAAGAAGAUAACAGUGUGGAUCUGAUCAUCUCUUCUGCUGCUGUAUCAGACUCUGCUCUGUAUUACUGUGGGGUGAAGUUACAACAGAAACAAUACGUAGUUUGUAUUGAGUGCAUGUUUUACAUUGAAAAUUCUAAUGGUAUAUUUGCUGACAGCAUUGAACCAAAAGACAAGGACAAUAUAAUCAGUAAAGAAGGAGAGUCUGUGACACUGAGCUGCACUUAUGAUACAAGCAGCAACAAUAUUUUGCUGUACUGGUACAGACAGUAUCCAAACAGAAUACCCCAGUUUAUACUAUUGAAAGGUGCUCGAUCACGGGGUGCUAGUGAGGACAGGGCCCUUUCCUUGAAGAGUGCCUCAACACCUUGCACACUAUAA
Sinocyclocheilus rhinocerous is the source of this 636-nucleotide messenger RNA. RefSeq lists its product as uncharacterized. The coding region runs from base 1 to 636 and encodes 211 amino acids. The record is from RefSeq and is a predicted model, not a curated record. Lineage: Eukaryota; Metazoa; Chordata; Actinopteri; Cypriniformes; Cyprinidae. The transcript has 4 exons.